Tetrahymena thermophila SB210 is the source of this 1449-nucleotide messenger RNA. RefSeq lists its product as hypothetical. NCBI's taxonomy places the organism in Eukaryota, Ciliophora, Oligohymenophorea, Hymenostomatida, Tetrahymenidae. The transcript has a single exon. The record is from RefSeq and is a predicted model, not a curated record.
AUGGAUAAAUUAAAAUCUAACAGCUAUAGGUAAAGAUCCUUUAGUAACUAAGGAAUAGUUACAAUCUAAAAUAAAUAAAAUAUAUAUCACAAUCUGAAUUAAAACUUUGAAAACUCCUAAAACUAACGCUAAUAGCAGUCCAACUCAAUUCUUUAGCAGUAACAGAGCUUGUAAAACUAAUAUCCCUCUCAUGAUUCUGUUAAAUAAAGCCAGUAAUAUGAUUGUAAUCGGAGAACAUCUUUGAGCUAAUUAAAAGCAUCUCUAGGACUCACAAACAACAAUUUAUAAGAAAUUAAUAAAAGCAUUAGUAUUGUGCAAAAUUAUAGACCUGAAUUCAAUUCAUAAAAGGGAAAUUCCCCAAAAGUGAAUAAUCAAAACGAUAGUUUUCAAUCAUCUUUAGCCCAAUAUAACCAAAUGAGUUAUUAACAAUUAAAUUAAAGCUAAAAUAUGCAGUUUUGUAGAAAUUUUAUUGAAUUUUUAAAUACAGAAGACUCACAAAAAUGGAUUUAAAUAACUAAAUAUUUUGAUGAACUCUAAGAUAUGGUAAUAAUGAAACUAUAACAUAGCUAAAUAUAUGAUAGAUCUUAAAAAAUAUUGUAAUUUAUAACUUUGAAUGCUGAGUUUAUUCCUAAAAAAUUUGAUAUUUUAAUGAGCUGUGUGAUAUAAGAAUUUUAAAAUUUAAGAGAUUUUUAUACAGAGAUUUAAGAAUUGCUUGGGGACUCAAGGGAUAUGCAGAAUGUAGACCAAAAUGAUAAAAUAUAUGAAAAAUGGUUGAAGUAAAUUCAAAGUAUAAGUGAUUAAUAUUAUAAAAUUCUAACAAGACAUGUCUAGUAAUUUUCUACUAAAAACCAGCUAAUGACUAAAAAAUAUGAAUUUGAUAAAAUAAAAAACAAUUAAAAUAAAUUCAAUCAAUAAUAAAAUGUAUUUGAUCAACAUAAUUAAUCAAAUUAUAAUUUUAUAAACUAAACAUUUAAUAUAAACAAUAACAAAGAGAAUAUCCCAAAAGGAAUAACUUUAGAAGACUAUUAAAAACUGUAGAAAGAGAGAAUUCUUGAUAAAUACUCUAAUGAGAAUACACUAAAUUUAAAAAUUUAAUAACUAGAGAAACAAGUUAGAUAAUAUUAGAGUAUGCUUUAAGCUAGGUCUAAAGAAUUUGAUAUUUGCAAGUAAGAAAAGUCAAAAGCAAUCGUUAAAAUAGAAGAGCUUGAAAAUAAGCUACACGACCUUGAAAAAAAUAUAUAAUUUACUGAUCCUUCAAGGUUCAGCUCUUUAAGGACUGGAGAGAGCGAAUAUCUAAUUAAGAGACAUGAAAUAGAAAAGAAUGAAUUAAGAAGAAUAAUAGAGCAGAAAAAUCAGGAAAUUAAAAGCUAUAGGAUUGAACUAGAAGGAAUACUAGGAGAGAUCGAAAUAACAUCAAGAAGAAAUGCAAAUUUAAACCAAAAUAAUUGA